UAUAUCCCUUCCCCUCCUCCAGCAAAGCCACUGAGCCAAAAGCGAGUGGUGAGUGAGAGAGAGAGAGAGAGAGAGACACACACACACACACACAGAGUUCUUUUGCAGAAACCAGUAAUGGCCUAAAUAUAUGCCUUUGGUAUUUAAUUCUCCCAACCUCUAGACCGGCUUCUCCUUCCCCCUCCUCGUCCUCCUCCUCCUCAUUUUAUUCUUUACUCUCCUCCACACUCAACCCCAGAAAUAUUAUUUCCAAUGGCAUCUCCUCCUCCCCAACAAACCCUAGACUGACCCUCCUCUUCACCCGCCCCCAUCCCCUCCGUCUUCUCUUCUCGUGGAGUUUGAAGUUUGAACCCCUCUUGACCCAUGUCCAGCUCCACUCCCAUGGCCGCCGCUUCAGUCUCCAGCACCCUCCUUGGUCUCCUCACCUUCCUCUUCCUGAGGGUCCUUUCCGCUGACCCAACAACCCCCUCCUUCUCAUUCAGCAGAUUCGACCGAGAUCCGGCCACCAUUUCCCUGCUCGGGGACUCCGAGCUUGUCAAUGGCGGCUCUGCGAUUGAGCUCUCAGGACAGGCUGUGUAUGCGGAACCCAUCAGGGUCGUCGGAGGUAACCCCCAGAGUUUGGCCUCUUUCUCCACUAAUUUCACCUUCUCGCUCUCCCGUGGUAGUGGGGAUGGCUUCGCUUUCGCCAUGGCCCCGAGAGGGGUCAGCUCGAGUUUGUCUGGAAAUGGGCGUUUCGGGCUGCCUGUGGGGAAAAACAGAAGUGUGGACGGGUUUCUCGUUGUCGAGUUCGAUGCCGUGGAGAACCGUGUUGGUAUCGAUUCGGGUAGCCGUAAGGUGGGCAAUGUGUCCUCUCUCAAUUUGGUGCUGAAUAGCGGGCACAAGUUGCAGUGCUGGAUUGAUUAUGAGGCGGGCUCUAGGAGGUUAGAGGUUAGGCUGAGUAAGCUCGGCGGUUCGAAGCCACUGAACCCAUUCCUAGCCCAUCAGGUGGACCUAUGGAAGAUGUGGAAGGACCGGGAUGUGUUCUUCGGGUUGAGCUCCUCCAGCGGGGCCUCAAACCACUCCUGCUUGAUCCACUCGUGGAGUUUCGAGCUGAGACGACCCCCGCAUUGGAUCCAUUCCCAGCCAUUGGAUCCUAACGCCAUCUCCGAGGACAAAAAUCCCCUGACAGGCCCCCGUGGGAAGAACGAUUGCCUCCUGAAGGUGCUAGCAGCAAUGAUCUUCGGGACGGGGAGCGGGGCGCUCGGGGCAUUCUGCAUCCUGUACCUCUGGACAAUCUUUGGAAGGCGGAGGCCAGUGGCGCCCGAGGAGUUUGUGGGGAAGGAGAAAUCGUUGGACUGCGGUUAUAAGAAAGUUGAGGUGGUAGUUGUAGAUAAGGCCAUCGAAGGUGGUCAUUAGCUGGUGCUUCAGGAUGAGGUGAUGUUAGGGUCUCGGUUUUUUGUUUUGUUCAUUUAAAUUUUUGGUGCUGUAAAUUGCUGUCUUUUUGUGUCAUUGUAUGAUCACGCGUGUUCCCCUUGAUGUUGUAAUUCGAUGACUAAAUUGUCUAAAGUGUAGCUUAUGCCGCAUAUUAUCCAAUCCAGUGACUGCUCCGACUGCAGGUGUUGAUGUUCAGACGGUGAAUGCUCUGCCAGAUUCAUUACGAUUUGCUAGUUUUGAGCUUAAAAUUCAUUCUGGGGAAGCUAUUUGCCCAAGUUUGAUUA
Punica granatum (pomegranate) is the source of this 1697-nucleotide messenger RNA. Lineage: Eukaryota; Viridiplantae; Streptophyta; Magnoliopsida; Myrtales; Lythraceae. The record is from RefSeq and is a predicted model, not a curated record.